GCCGGCUUUUGUUGUCUCCGCCUCCUCGGCCGCCGCCGCCUCUGGACCACGAGCCGCGCGCGCUGGGACCUUGGCUCUGCCCUUCGCAGACUGGGCUGAGCGGGCCGGUCGGGACCAAGGGUGGAGGGCGGCCAGAGAGCCGCGGGCCCCGCCAUGGAGCUCCGGGCCCGAGGCUGGUGGCUGUUGUGCGCGGCCACCGCGCUGGUCGCCUGCGCCCGCGGGGACCCCGCCAGCAAGAGCCGGAGCUGCAGCGAAGUCCGCCAGAUCUACGGGGCUAAGGGCUUUAGCCUGAGCGACGUGCCCCAGGCAGAGAUCUCGGGCGAGCACCUGCGGAUCUGCCCCCAGGGCUACACCUGCUGCACGAGUGAGAUGGAAGAGAACCUGGCCAACCAUAGCCGAAUGGAGCUGGAAACAGCACUCCAUGACAGCAGCCGUGCCCUGCAGGCCACGCUGGCCACCCAGCUACACGGCAUUGACGACCACUUCCAGCGCCUGCUGAAUGACUCGGAACGCACACUGCAGGAUGCCUUCCCCGGAGCCUUUGGGGACCUGUACACGCAGAACACUCGGGCCUUCAGGGACCUUUACACCGAGCUGCGCCUCUACUACCGUGGUGCCAACCUGCACCUGGAGGAGACACUGGCCGAGUUCUGGGCUCGGCUGCUGGAGCGCCUCUUCAAGCAGCUGCACCCCCAGCUGCUGCUGCCUGAUGACUACCUGGACUGCCUGGGCAAGCAGGCAGAGGCGCUGCGGCCUUUUGGGGAUGCCCCACGGGAACUGCGCCUGCGGGCCACCCGUGCUUUUGUGGCAGCACGCUCCUUCGUGCAGGGCCUGGGUGUGGCCAGUGAUGUAGUCCGGAAGGUGGCUCAGGUACCUCUGGCCCCAGAAUGCUCUCGGGCCAUCAUGAAGUUGGUUUACUGUGCUCAUUGCCGGGGAGUCCCUGGUGCCCGGCCCUGUCCUGACUAUUGCCGAAAUGUGCUCAAAGGCUGCCUUGCCAACCAGGCCGACCUAGACGCCGAGUGGAGGAACCUCCUGGACUCCAUGGUGCUCAUCACUGACAAGUUCUGGGGGCCAUCGGGUGCGGAGAAUGUCAUUGGCAGUGUGCACAUGUGGCUGGCGGAGGCCAUCAACGCCCUCCAGGACAACAAGGACAUACUCACAGCCAAGGUCAUCCAGGGCUGUGGAAACCCCAAGGUCAAUCCCCAUAGCUCUGGGCCUGAGGAGAAGCGUCGACAUGGCAAACUAGCCCUACAAGAGAAGCCCCCGACAGGUUCUCUGGAAAAACUGGUCUCUGAGGCCAAGGCCCAGCUCCGAGACGUUCAGGACUUCUGGAUCAGCCUCCCGGGGACACUGUGCAGUGAGAGGAUGGCCAUGAGCCCUGCCAGUGACGACCGCUGCUGGAAUGGAAUAUCCAAGGGCCGGUACCUACCUGAGGUGAUGGGUGAUGGACUGGCCAACCAGAUUAACAACCCUGAAGUGGAAGUGGACAUCACCAAGCCAGACAUGACCAUCCGGCAGCAGAUCAUGCAACUCAAGAUCAUGACAAACCGUUUACGUGGAGCCUAUGGUGGCAAUGACGUGGACUUCCAGGAUGCCAGUGAUGAUGGCAGUGGCUCAGGCAGCGGUGGUGGAUGCCCAGAUGACACCUGCGGCCGGAGGGUCAGCAAGAAGAGCUCCAGCUCCCGGACCCCCUUGACCCAUGCCCUCCCUGGCCUCUCAGAGCAGGAGGGACAGAAGACCUCAGCCGCCAGCUGCCCAGAGCCCCACAGCUUCUUCUUGCUCUUCCUCUUCACCUUGGCCCUUGCAGCAGCCAGGCCCAGGUGGCGGUAACUGCCCCCUAGCCCCAAGGACUGUCUUGGCCAAAACAUACAACAGACAAUAUUUAAUUCCCUUGGCCCUCAAGGCUGAGGGUGGGAUAUGGAGACAGUAGCUCUGAGUGCUGGGGCAGGGUGCAUGGGGAUCCUGGCCUCCUGGGUCUGGCCAUGCCUGUCACCCUAGCUUUUAAUUUUGUAUCAGGUCAGCUGCGAGCCAGUGUCCCCAAAAGCCAUGUAUUUCAGGGACCUCAGGGGCACUUCUGGCUGCACACUCCUCCCCUACCCUCCUGCACCACCCCCAGAAGCUCAUGAGGCCAACCGGAAGGGUGACUUUUAGCUACAACCUCCUGGAGACCUCAAGUGAGCCUGUGCCUUCCUCUCCUGCCUCUUCCCACUGGGGACUCCCCACCAGACCCCAUGGGUCAUAGAUGUCAAAAACUGAGGCCCAUCCCUCAGCUCCCCAGGAAGCCUGCAGGGGACACCGGUAUGUCAUUGUCCAGGCUCUGGCAGGGCCUUCAUGAUAUGCAUGACACCUUCUACUCAGAAGAAGCUCUGCAGCCAGGAUCUCCACACACACCAGACCAGGACCCUGUGCCACUGUGGAACUCAGUGAAUGUGGUCCUCAAAGAAGACCCACUGUGGGGUUCCUCUAGUGUGACAUAGCUGAGGUGGCAGCUGGCAUGGCC
Molecule: messenger RNA, 2500 nt
Organism: Acomys russatus (golden spiny mouse)
Lineage: Eukaryota; Metazoa; Chordata; Mammalia; Rodentia; Muridae
Gene: Gpc1
Product: glypican 1
Exons: 9
Coding region: 154-1830 (558 amino acids)
Biological process (GO): cell migration; negative regulation of fibroblast growth factor receptor signaling pathway; regulation of protein localization to membrane
Cellular component (GO): cell surface; synapse; plasma membrane
Molecular function (GO): fibroblast growth factor binding
Source: RefSeq, a predicted model, not a curated record